Messenger RNA from Pungitius pungitius (ninespine stickleback), 1821 nucleotides. It is a transcript of the gene slc39a7, whose product is annotated as solute carrier family 39 member 7. Gene Ontology annotation, cellular component: membrane. Gene Ontology annotation, molecular function: zinc ion transmembrane transporter activity. Gene Ontology annotation, biological process: intracellular zinc ion homeostasis; zinc ion transmembrane transport. The record is from RefSeq and is a predicted model, not a curated record. Bases 174 to 1547 code for a protein of 457 amino acids. The transcript is spliced from 8 exons. Lineage: Eukaryota; Metazoa; Chordata; Actinopteri; Perciformes; Gasterosteidae.
AUAGAGGCGUUUAGGGAAAUCUCGCGAGAUUUCGAUGAGUUUACUCGAGUAAAUGCCACGUCCUACCAGUAGCAUCAACGUAGACUUAAGUAUAUGCGGUUUAUCAAACGCAUUGCACGCAGGACAGAUAGCCAUCGAGCGGGCAGCGAUACCCGACACAUCCCGGGGAUAAUAUGGGCUGUUUACUUCUGCUGUCACUGACACUCCUGUUAGCCGCACAUUCAACCAGCGCCCACAGCCAUUCCCAUGGCGACCACGACCACCAUCACCAUGGCCACCAUCACCACGGCCACCAUCACCACGGAGAAGAUGACCAGGAAGAUGUGAGGAUGUUCCACGGCGCUAGCAAGUGGACCGCUGAGGCCAACGUCCCCAACCACGGGCACGCUCACGACCACGGGCACGCUCACGACCACGGGCACGCUCACGACCACGGGCACGCUCACGACCACGGGCACGCUCACGACCACGGACACGCUCAUGAGGAGGAUGUGGUUCGGGUCCACAAGGUGGAGAGUGGACACGCGCACUCCCACGGAGGGGAGAGGGUGAAGAGGGAGGCCGGAGCAGAGAAGAGGGACACAGUGGAGCUGUGGACGCAGGCCAUCGGAGCGACUUUGCUCAUCAGUGCGGCUCCUUUCCUCAUCCUCUUCCUGAUCCCGGUUCAGUCCAACAGCGACCAGCACCAGAACCUGCUGAAGGUGCUGCUCAGCUUCGCCUCAGGCGGGCUGCUGGGCGACGCCUUCCUCCACCUCAUCCCGCACGCUUUGGAGCCUCACUCUCACCACGGAGAAGAAGACCACUCGCACGCAACUGAGGUGUCACAUGACCACGGCCACUCCCACGGAGCGGCCCACGGUCACAUGAUGUCCGUGGGCCUGUGGGUGCUCGGUGGCAUCAUCGCCUUCCUGGUGGUGGAGAAGUUUGUGCGAGCCCUGAAGGGAGGCCAGGGCCACUCGCACGGCCACUCGCACGAUGCCCCCAAGGAGAAGGACAGCGAUGGCGAGGAAGAGAAGGAGAAGAAGAAGAAGACGAAAGAGGGCAAAGCCAGCAAAGACGCGGCGGUGGCGAAGAAAGAGGAGCCCAAGAGCACAGACAUCAAGGUGUCGGGUUACCUCAACCUGGCGGCCGACUUCACGCACAACUUCACCGACGGCCUGGCCAUCGGCGCCUCCUUCCUGGUCGGCCCGACGGUGGGCGCCGUCACCACCGUCACCAUCCUGCUGCACGAGGUGCCGCACGAGAUCGGAGACUUCGCCAUCCUCGUCCAGUCGGGCUGCACCAAGAAAAAGGCCAUGUGUCUCCAGCUGCUGACGGCCCUGGGGGCGCUGGCCGGCACGGCGUGCUCCCUGCUGGCGGAGGGCGUGGGCGCCGCGGCCACCGCCUGGAUCCUGCCCUUCACGGCCGGCGGCUUCGUCUACAUCGCCACGGUGACGGUGCUCCCGGAGCUGCUGGCGGGCCGCUCCAGCUUCGGCCAGUCCCUGAUGGAGGUCCUGGCGCUGCUGCUGGGGGUCGGCAUGAUGGUGCUGAUCGCCGAGUACGAGUGAGGCGGAGAAAAGGGAGGGAAAGAAAUGCUGAUGUUUUUUUUUUGUUGUUGUCAAAUGGAUCAUAAUUUGCCUGGGGUGUGUUUUUUAUUUGUUAUUUUUAAUUCAUUCUGGAAGGGACGGGCUUUCGUUGUCUUUAUGGCGUCACACCCCUGAUUUUUGUAUCGACGGUUCUUUUUCCGGCUACUUGAACUGGAAAGAAACAAACCUGACAGGGACGUUUUUGAGGAACUGCUGCUUGGCCGAAGGUGUCCUUAGAGACGGGGGGGGGGGGGGG